Papilio machaon (common yellow swallowtail) is the source of this 1632-nucleotide messenger RNA. Its product is annotated as pre-piRNA 3'-exonuclease trimmer. The transcript has 11 exons. Gene Ontology annotation, cellular component: endoplasmic reticulum; cytoplasm. The record is from RefSeq and is a predicted model, not a curated record. Gene Ontology annotation, molecular function: RNA binding; poly(A)-specific ribonuclease activity. The coding region runs from base 3 to 1592 and encodes 529 amino acids. Gene Ontology annotation, biological process: nuclear-transcribed mRNA poly(A) tail shortening. Lineage: Eukaryota; Metazoa; Arthropoda; Insecta; Lepidoptera; Papilionidae.
UUAUGGAGAUAACAAGAAAGAACUUUGCCGCAGAAUUGGAAAACAUAACCAAUAAUUUGAAACGUUCAUGUUUUGUUGGAUUCGACGCUGAAUUUACCGCUUUACUAUCAGGAGAGUGCUUUAAGUACAGAUUGUUUGACACAAAUGAACAAAGAUACGAUAAAAUCAAAGAUGAAGUUAGCAAAAUGAUUAUCUCACAAGUGGGUCUCACAAUGUUCCAGUAUGACAGAAACAAGAAUGAUUAUAAUGCUGUGGGAUAUACAUUUCACUUGUGCCCGCAAGUGUUGGGAGAUAUUGACCAAUCCUUCAUAUUUCAAGCAUCUACACUCAAGUUUUUGUGUAAACAUAAUUUUAAUUUUAAUAAGUUCAUUUAUGAAGGUAUUCCAUAUUUAUCAAAAGUUGAAGAAGAUGAAAUAGUUCAACAAAUAAAAAAUAAUAAUCUUACUAGCUAUCUAACUAGUGCAUUAGAAAUUGAAGAAGAAAAAGAAUUACAAUAUUAUAGCAAUAAAGUCAGUGAGUGGCUCCAUAGCAGUGAAGAUGGAACAAUGUAUAUAGAUGUACAGAAUCCAAUACAAAGAUACCUCAUACAUACCGAGCUCCGGCAAAGGUUCCCCAACAUUCUUACAACUGAUAGCUUAGGUAAUAGCAAUAAGAUUCUAAUAUAUCGAGAUAAGAGUAUAGAAGGUGCUAACAAUGCAAAAAUGGAGAUAUUAGAGAAAAACUUAAUAGACAAAUUGUUAGGAUUUUCAAACAUAAUACAGUUAUUAGUUCAAUACAAGAAACCAAUAAUUGGUCACAAUAUAUUUAUGGAUUUAUUACUUUUGCACAAUCAAUUUAUAGGUCCAUUGCCUAAAAAGUAUUCUAUAUUUAAGAUGAAUAUAAACAAUUUGUUCCCAAUUGUUUAUGAUACUAAAUACAUUUCACAUGAAAUGGGAAAGAAGUUAACACUGGAUGAAGUAUGGCAGUCAAAUAUACUACAAGAUUUAUAUGAAUUUUUCGCUAAAGGCAAAUACAAGAAGCUACAAAAUGGAAUAAACUUUAUAACGUUAAUUCCACCUUUUAAUGAGAAGCAAUCAUACCAUGAGGCUGGCUGGGACUCUUACUGUUCAGGGUUCUGCUUCAUCCGGUUGGGACAGUGGGCGGCGUGCGAUAACAUGGGUGUGUACCGGCCGGUGGGGCCUCGGGAGAAAAUGGCCGCCCUCGCCCCUUAUUGUAACAAAGUCAAUGUCAUACGAGGCGCAACGCCCUACAUGUGCCUCGAUGAAAACGAUCCGCCCACACACCGUCCCAAUUUGUUGCACAUCAAAUCUCUAAAGGAGCGAAUUAUGAACAUAGAUAAGGUGGCGUGCGCGGUGGCGGGGUGCGGGGCGGCGGACGUGCGCGCGCUGGGCCGCCGCACCGCGCUCGUCGCCGCUGGCACGCACUUCACGGCUGAUAAAAUUCUAAAGAAGUUCAAAGACAGCCGGGAAUAUAGAGUGUCAACAUACAAACCGUACGGACAGUCCGCGGCGCGUCGCCUCGCGAUCUGGAGCGGGGCUUUGAUCACUGGAAGCUUGUUGUUAAUGCUGCUACAUAAGAGAGUCAAGUCGUAAACAUUUUCCUAUCACUCUAUUUGUAUUUAUUGAUAAGUAA